AUGGAAAUAAUAAUUAGAAUAAAAUCCUGUACAAAUUACAUUUUUUAUUUUUAGUUAUAUUCAGCUUUUUAACAGGAAGAAAGGACAGUAACAGAAAUGAAUUAAUAUGCUAGAGAAUUAGAGUUUUGUUCAUUUAAUAAGCAUCAACAUCUUAAGGUUCCUGAAAAUGAAAGGAAAAAAAUAAAAACUGAAACAGGAAACAGUGGUUGGUAUUUCGGAAUAUGUAAUAAAAGAAUUCCAGAUAAGAGAGUAACUAAAGUUUGUUUUAAAGUGACAGGAUAAGAGAAAGAGGCUUUUAUAUUAGGAAUAGGUAGCAAAGAUAUUAUGAGAUAAAAUAACUUCUAUGAUUGUCAGAAAUAGGGAAGAGGGUAAUUUCUAACAUAAUUCAAGAACUUAUAUACUGAUGAAUUAUGAAGGAUUUUUUAAUCAUCAAGGAUAGAAGAGAGAAGCAUUUAAAUUCUGGCCCAACGAUGUCAUUAUGAUUGAGGUCGAUAUGAAUUUAAAAUUUAUUAGAUGGACAAAAAAAGACACAAGAGAUGGAUUUGUAUAUUUUAUUCAUUAUAUUUAGGCUACAAAAUUAGUAUUGGAAGGAGAAUUAUAUUUUUGCGUGGGUCUUUGGUAUAGAGAUUAAUCAAUAUAGAUAUUAAAUGAUUUUUUUUGA
Paramecium sonneborni is the source of this 661-nucleotide messenger RNA. The record is from the annotation of a GenBank genome assembly. NCBI's taxonomy places the organism in Eukaryota, Ciliophora, Oligohymenophorea, Peniculida, Parameciidae.